UGCCAAUACGUCACUUCCUUGACAGUUUGUUCUUUUUUAUCGAGACCGACUUCUAGAGGAGGUUGUGUUUCAUUAGUUGCUUAGUAAAAUAUAAUUUAUUGUUAAAAAUGGCUUUCGUGAAAGUCGUGAAGAACAGGCAGUACUUCAAAAGGUACCAAGUGAAAUUCAAGAGGCGUCGCCAAGGUAAAACCGAUUACUACGCCCGCAAACGUCUCAUCGUCCAGGACAAGAACAAGUACAACACGCCUAAAUACCGUCUGAUCGUGCGUUUCUCCAACCGCGACAUUACUUGUCAAAUCGCCUACUCCCGCAUCGAAGGCGACAAGAUCCUCUGCUCGGCGUAUGCCCACGAAUUGCCCAGAUACGGCAUCAAAGCCGGUCUGACUAACUACGCUGCCGCUUACGCCACCGGUCUGUUACUGGCCCGUCGUCUCCUCAAGAAAUUAGGCCUCGACAGUUUGUACGCCGGUACCACAGACGUUACUGGCGACGAAUACAACGUAGAAGGCGUCGAAAACGGACCCGGAGCCUUCAGGUGUUACCUGGAUACCGGUUUGAAACGUACGAGCACUGGUGCUCGUGUGUUUGGAGCGAUGAAAGGUGCAGUCGAUGGGGGUUUGAACAUUCCGCACUCGACGAAACGUUUCCCAGGUUUCGAUGGUGAGAGCAAAAGUUUCAACGCUGACGUCCAUCGCAGCCACAUUUUCGGUAUUCACGUUGCUGACUACAUGAAGUCGUUGGAGGAGGAAGACCCGGAAGCGUUCAAGAGGCAAUUCAGCCAAUACAUUAAAUUGGGAAUCAACGCUGACCAGAUUGAGAAUAUUUACAAGAAUGCGCAUGCUGCUAUUCGUGCCAAUCCUGAGCCCGAGAAGAAAGCGGAGAAGGCUCCCGCGACCACCCAAAAGAGAUGGAACCGCAAGAAGCUCACUUUGGCCGAACGCAAGAACCGCGUCGCCCAGAAGAAGAAGUCCUUCUUGGCCAAGCUCCAAGAACAAGAAGCUUGAACAUUUUUUAUGUUUUAAAUAUUGGAUAUUGUGUAAUUUAAAUUUAAUAAAAUACGCAAUUGUG
This is a messenger RNA of Phyllotreta striolata, 1068 nucleotides long. NCBI's taxonomy places the organism in Eukaryota, Metazoa, Arthropoda, Insecta, Coleoptera, Chrysomelidae. The record is from the annotation of a GenBank genome assembly.